AGUGGGAACAGAAGUCAAUGCGCUGUGUUCGACGAGACCCGAGUCAGGAAGUUAGAUCCAGCUGGAAGGAACCGACACGGGGACAAACUAUCAAGGGAGACCCAGUGGAGGAGAUGCACGCAGCGUUGCGCCUGGUCGUAGUGGCAGUCCCGAUGGGUGUGCUGCUGUCCCGGACCAUGGCGUGGAUGUCCAGCGGCAAAACGCACUCAGAGCUCAUCAGCAGGCUGAGGGAUCACGGGGUGAUCCGCAGCGACCGAGUGUUUGAUGCCAUGCUGGCUACAGACAGAGGGCUCUACACUAUAGACUAUCCCUACGCAGACUCUCCUCAGUCCAUAGGUUACAGAGCGACCAUCAGUGCACCACACAUGCAUGCUCAUGCUUUGGAGCUGUUAAGUGACAAACUAACUGAAGGGGCAUCGGCCCUGGAUGUGGGUUCAGGAAGUGGAUAUCUCACAGCCUGCUUUGCAAGAAUGACAGGACCUAGUGGUAAAGUGGUUGGCAUUGAACACAUUGAUGAACUGGUUCAAAUGUCAAUAAAAAAUGUGCAAGCUGACGACCCAGAGCUGCUCAUCUCUGGACGAAUCAAACUUACAGCGGGAGAUGGAAGGCUCGGUCACCCAGAAGGAGCACCAUAUGAUGCCAUUCAUGUUGGUGCAGCUGCAGCUACUAUUCCUAAGGCUCUCUUGGAGCAGCUGAAGCCUGGUGGGCGGUUGGUUCUGCCAGUGGGCCCCGACGGUGGCAGUCAGGUGUUGGAACAGUACGAUCGGCAGAGCGAUGGGACUUUUCUCAAGAAAGCUUUGAUGGGAGUGGUUUACGUCCCCCUGACUGACAAGAGGCGUCAGUGGCCUGGAGGUGAGCUCUGACUGCAGUGUGGUUGCCCCCACAGGAGGUGGCGUUGGUGUUGCAUCUCCGGGGCCAAGUAGCACUUCUCAUGGUUUGACUGAGCUCUGGUCUUAACAGCCACCUGCCCCGCUGGGAUGUCACCCAGCAACGUACAAGGAGGAUCCUUCUCUGUUUGCCCAACCAGAUUUUCUUCCAAGAGUGAUAAAACAGUGAGCGACUGAAUGAGCGACCAACCGCUGGACUGAUGACCUCACACUCAGAAUCCUCUGAGAUUGAGUUUAGAGAGUGAAGUUAUUGAGGAUGACAAAGAAAGGUUGCCUGAGAUUUAAGUGAUUCACAGGAGUCAGUCAAGUUCAGCCAUUAGAGAAGUGCAAUAUCAGCUUAAGAAGCUACAGAAUGUGUUUUUCUGGAUGCUUAUGGGAAAUUCAGAUGAGCGGUUAAUAUGUGACUUUGUGUAUAAUCUGCUGUGAACGCUUUGGUUUUGAAUGCAAUAACACAUAAAGACAAACCCAAGUACAGGCCAAGGAAGUUGAAUGAAAAUGUCAGCAAAUGAAUAAUGUAUAUAUUUAAAUAUUUGGCUUCAUCUACUGUAUGUUUAUGAUAACUCCUGCUUGACAUUGUUACUGUAGAGCAGAGGGGGCACUGUGCCAAAACUGAGGCACUUAAUUUUUUUUUUCAAUUAUAAAAAUAUUGAAUAAUGUGUAAGAUGUAUUAAUAAAAACCCAUUUCAAGACAUAUUGCAUAUACUUUUUUAAAAAU
Molecule: messenger RNA, 1602 nt
Organism: Anoplopoma fimbria (sablefish)
Lineage: Eukaryota; Metazoa; Chordata; Actinopteri; Perciformes; Anoplopomatidae
Gene: pcmtl
Product: l-isoaspartyl protein carboxyl methyltransferase, like
Exons: 10
Coding region: 18-863 (281 amino acids)
Biological process (GO): protein modification process
Cellular component (GO): cytoplasm
Molecular function (GO): protein-L-isoaspartate (D-aspartate) O-methyltransferase activity
Source: RefSeq, a predicted model, not a curated record